Molecule: messenger RNA, 2466 nt
Organism: Linum trigynum
Lineage: Eukaryota; Viridiplantae; Streptophyta; Magnoliopsida; Malpighiales; Linaceae
Source: the annotation of a GenBank genome assembly
AUGCUGAAGACGAUUUACUUGAACAGCUCACUCGAGUGGAAGCCGUCUCCAGUUGUAGCCCUAGCUACCAGCGCCGAUGACUCCCAAGUUGCCGCCGCUAGGGAGGAUGGCUCCCUGGAGAUUUGGCUCGUCUCUCCUGGCUCAGUUGGUUGGCACUGCCAGCUGAUUAUUCAUGGCGAUCCUAGUUCAAGAGUUUCAUCGCUCGUGUGGUGUCGUGCUGGCUCGAAGGGAUUACCUUGUGGCAGAUUGUUUUCGUCAAGUAUUGAUGGGUCUAUUUCAGAGUGGGACCUGUUUCACUUGAAGCAAAAGAUUGUUCUGGACUCGACUGGCUACUCGAUUUGGCAGAUGGCUGUUGCACCUACUAGUGAUGGAGCACUUUCCUCAGAGGUCAAGUCGCAGCAUCUGACAAAUGGCUUCUUGAAUGAAAUUCAUCGUGGUAACGAUCAUGAUGAUGAAUCUAGUGAAAGUGAUGAUGAUUCAAGCUCCGACGGGCAUCUCAAUCAAGUUCUUGAAGAUACACGCUUGGCAAUUGCUUGCGAUGAUGGUUGUGUUCGUAUAUACACUGUUCCAGAUUCCGAUGAGUUGAUAUACAAUAGAACUUUGUCUAGGGUCAGUGGCCGCACUUUAAGUGUGACGUGGAGUUGUGACGCGAGUAAGCUAUUCUCAGGCAGCAGCGACGGUUUUAUUAGAUGCUGGGAUGCAACCCUUGGUCAUGAGAUAUACAGAAUCACAGUUGGGCUUGGUGGUCUGGGCGGUGGAACUGAAAUUUGUGUGUGGUCUCUACUUGCACUGAGAUGUGGGACCCUCGCUAGUGCAGACAGUACUGGCACUGUUCAGUUUUGGGACUCCCAGCACGGGACUCUUUUGCAAGCGCAUUCUUACCAUAAGGGUGAUGUAAAUGCUUUGGCAGUUGCUCCUAGUCAUACCAGGGUAUUUUCUGCUGGAUCAGAUGGUCAGGUUAUUCUUUAUAAGCUUUCCAGUGAUGUAGUUGGAUCUAGUGCUGAUACAUCUACAUCGACUGUAAUGAAGAAAUGGGUUUAUGUUGGUUAUGUUAGAGCUCAUACACAUGAUGUUAGAGCUUUGACAAUGGCUGUACCAAUCUGCCGUGAAGAUGCUCUACCUGAGGAAAAGGCAAAAAUGGGGCGGAAGAGGAGGCGGCAAAUUGAGUUUAGCUAUCACAAGUGGGCACAUCUGGGAGUUCCCAUGCUAAUUUCUGGUGGCGAUGACACAAAGAUGUAUGCUUAUUCUGCAAAGGAGUUCUCAAAGUUCUCUCCCCAUGACAUAUGUCCCGCACCUCAGAGAAUGCCCAUUCACUUGGUUCAUAAUACCAUGUUCAACAAGAAUUCCUUACUUCUUGUCCAAGCAUCUAAUUCCUUGGAUAUUUUAUCUGUGCGGUCAAAUGGUGGAAACAUAACAGAUGGUGUUCCUGGUCCAUCAAGGGGCCGUGCAACCACAGAUUUAUUGGCUAGAAUUAAAACGAAAGCAUCCCGUAAGAUCAUAUGUAGUGCCAUUUCUAAUACUGGAAUGCUAUUUGCUUACUCCGAUCACAUCAAGCCAAAUCUUUUUGAGUUGAAGAAGCAUGAAGCUCACAGAACUUCGUGGACUGUUAGCAAAAGGAAGCUUCAUUCCAAGUUGCCAUACUCGCAUUGUAUCAUCUUUAGUUCGGAUUCUUCGAGGCUAAUAUUGGCAGGCCACAAUAGAAGGAUAUAUGUUGUGGAUGUGGAGACAUCUGACCUGGUGCAUACCUUCACUCCUCAGCGUUAUGAUUACAAUGAGGAAUUACCGCCCUCCGAGCCUCCAAUGACAAAAAUGUUCACUAGCAACGACGGACAGUGGUUAGCUGCCGUUAAUUGCUUUGGCGAUAUAUAUGUGUUCAACAUGGAGACACAAAGGCAGCAUUGGUUCAUUUCAAGACUGGAUGGUGCUUCUGUUACCGCUGGUGGUUUCCCACCACAAAAUAAUAAUGUCCUUGUAGUCACUACCUCCUCAAACCAGGUCUAUGCAUUUGAUGUAGAGGCGAAACAGUUGGGGGAAUGGUCAAUGAGGCAUACUUCUUUUCUACCUAGGAGAUACCAGGAGUUUCCUGGAGAAGUUAUUGGUCUCUCUUUCCAGCCUUUGUCUGCUUCUCCAUCUGCCAUCAUAUAUAGUGCGAGGGCAAGGUGUCAGAUCGAUUUCGGGAUGCCAGUGGAUAGAGAGGAAGAUGGUGACUUGGCUAAUGGUCCUGUUUCAAGCAAAAAGAUAAGAUUAAAAACCCCGGUGAACAACGGUAGCCUGAAAAGAAUACUAAAAGAGUAUCAAACAAAGACUGAAAAUAGGAGGAACUUUGAAUUUCAUGCCUUCAGAGAUCCUGUUUUAUUCAUGGGGCACCUUUCAGAGAAUAGCAUAUUGAUCGUAGACAAGCCGUGGUUAGAUGUAGUUAAAUCAUUAGAAGCUCCUCCUGUUCACAGACAUGUAUUUGGCACUUAG